This is a messenger RNA of Capsaspora owczarzaki ATCC 30864, 687 nucleotides long. RefSeq lists its product as hypothetical. The transcript is spliced from 4 exons. NCBI's taxonomy places the organism in Eukaryota, Filasterea, Ministeriida, Capsasporidae. Bases 1 to 687 code for a protein of 228 amino acids. The record is from RefSeq and is a predicted model, not a curated record.
AUGAAACAGGUGCAGCUAUUAAUAGUAUGUCUACAGUGUGCUUCCACGCCGGCGAUCGCGCUUGCAAGUGACACUGACACUGGCAUCUACAGUGAUUUAGGUGCGCUGUGUGUCUCUGCGGGUGGUACAAUGUGCGCGUUUUUCAAUGCAUUGGGUAUCCGCACCGGUCUCGAUGUCGCUGCCCAAGGCAGUGUGACUGGUGCACGGGUGUAUGCCACCAUCCAGUUUCUUGCCGGAAACGGAAACGCAACAAAUCCAGCUUACACUUUUACGACAAAUGACCACACUGGUCUGUACUCUGCUGGAACAAACCAACUUGGUGUCAGUGCAAACUCAACCAAUGUGGCGACCUUUACAACAACUGCAUUGAAUGUGGCUACUGGGCUGAAUGUUGCAGGCUUCACAUCACUUGGAACUGGUAAUACCGGCAUCAAAACGGCUGUCUUCACUGGAACGACCGCCUCCAGCACUUCGAGUAGUGUAACACAAAACAUUACUAUCGACAAGACCAAAAUCGUGUCCAUUAGCGGAGCGGUGACCAAUAAUGGAGGAAGUCGUAUUCCGAUGCUUGUCAGGGACAACCCUGCAGAAUACAUUAUUCCCUACGUUACCGGCUCGAGUAGUCCAUGGGUGCUCAAUGUCGCGAAUGGAGCAAAUGCACUGUACUUGAAAUGUAAAGAUUACUAA